This is a messenger RNA of Nymphaea colorata (pocket water lily), 3079 nucleotides long. RefSeq lists its product as uncharacterized. Bases 216 to 2495 code for a protein of 759 amino acids. The transcript is spliced from 19 exons. Gene Ontology annotation, biological process: protein deubiquitination; double-strand break repair via homologous recombination. Lineage: Eukaryota; Viridiplantae; Streptophyta; Magnoliopsida; Nymphaeales; Nymphaeaceae. The record is from RefSeq and is a predicted model, not a curated record. Gene Ontology annotation, molecular function: ubiquitin binding.
AGGGUUUUAAUGCCCCUUCCAGGCGAACGGCGACCAUUUUCUCCGUCGUUAUCCGUCUUCGGACUCGGCGCACGUUUUCCGGCGAGGUUAACCGGCGAUCGCGAUCACAAUCACUUUUCGCCGGACGAGGGAUUCGGUUUGUGGCAGAAGAGGUCUCUGGUGGCAUGAUCAAUCUCCGGCUUCCGAUCGAUCGACGAGUUUGCGGCAUUUGAGCAAUGCAUCGUGUAGGCAGUGCUGGUAAUGCAUCCAAUUCAACACGUCCUCGUAGGGAGAAGAGGUUGACAUAUGUUUUGAAUGAUUCAGAUGACACGAAGCAUUGUGCUGGUAUCAAUUGUCUGGCUAUAUUAGAGUCCUCAACUCCUGGCGGGUGUGACUAUUUAUUUACUGGAAGUAGAGAUGGUACAUUGAGACGCUGGGGAUUAACUGAAGAUUCUGCCAGUUGUUCAGCAACGUUUGAGUCGCAUGUAGACUGGGUUAAUGAUGUAGUUCUUGCAGGACAGACUCUUGUCUCCUGUUCUUCUGACACUACCCUGAAGACUUGGAAUUCUGAUGGCGCCUGCACAAGAACAUAUCGACAACAUUCCGAUUAUGUCACGUGUCUGUCCUCUGCGGAGAAAAAUAGCAAUAUUGUUGCCUCGGGUGGCCUCGGUGGAGAGGUCUUCAUAUGGGACCUUGAAGCAGCUGCUCAUCCAGUUUCACGGUCUACUGAUGAUACGGAGGAUGAUGCUCCCAAUGGAAUUCUCAGUCCUGGCAGUUCUGUCCUGCCACUAUCUGGCAUGCGUUCUAUUAAUUCAAGCAGUGGAAUUUCGUUGCAUACUGCACAACCACAGGGAUAUAAUCCCCUUGCUGCGAAGGGCCACAAAGAAUCAGUAUAUGCAUUGGCGAUGAAUGAUUGUGGUACUCUACUUGUUUCUGGUGGGACUGAAAAGGUUGUUCGUGUUUGGGAUCCGAGAAGUGGUUCUAAGAAAAUGAAACUGAGAGGGCAUACCGAUAAUAUAAGGGCAUUGCUUGUGGACUCAACUGGCAGAUUUUGCUUGUCUGGAUCAUCUGAUUCAAUGAUACGCUUAUGGGAUCUUGGUCAGCAACGAUGUGUGCAUUCCUAUGCUGUACAUACUGAUUCUGUCUGGGCACUUGUAAGCACCCCAAGCUUCAGCCAUGUCUAUAGCGGUGGGAGGGAUUUUUCUUUGUAUUUGACAGACUUAUCAACUAGGGAGAGCCUUUUACUUUGUAGAAAAGAGCACCCCAUUCUGAAAAUGGCAUUGCAAGGUGACAGCAUAUGGGUUGCUACAACAGAUUCUUCUGUAGAUAAAUGGCCAGCUGAAGGGCGUAACCCUCAGAAGGCUUUUCAAAGAGGUGGAUCGUUCCUUGCAGGAAAUUUGUCGUUUACUAGAGCUAGAGCAUGUUUAGAAGGAUCUACUCUUGUACCUGUUUAUAAAGAUCCUUCAUGCACGAUCCCGGGAAACCCAGGCAUUGUGCAGCAUGAGAUUUUGAAUAAUAGAAGACAAGUCCUGACUAAGGAUGCUGCUGGGUCUGUGAAAUUGUGGGAGAUCACCAGAGGUGCUGUUGUUCAGGAUUAUGGCAAGGUUUCUUUUGAAGAAAAGAAGGAAGAGUUGUUUGAAAUGGUUAGUAUACCUGCAUGGUUCACUAUGGAUACUCGUCUGGGAAGCAUGUCCAUCCACUUGGAUACACCACAAUGCUUUUCUGCAGAGAUGUAUGCUACAGAUUUGAAAAUUCCAGGUGCAUCUGAAGAACAAAAGAUUAAUCUAGCUCAAGAGACACUUAGGGGCCUUUUGGCUCCUUGGUUAUCAAAAAAAAAGCAAAGGCCAGGGUCACAAUCUUCAGCUAAUGGAGAUGUUUCAAUGGCAAAAGAUAUAUCCAUCCGAGGUCAUUCUCAUUCCAGACUGGAGGUUGAUGAUUGUACUGAAAAUCACAGCUCGACAGUCCUCCCAUCAUUUGAGUUCUCAACAACCUCUCCUCCUUCCAUCAUUACUGAAGGUUCUCAUGGAGGUCCUUGGAGAAAAAAAAUUACAGACUUGGAUGGUUCAGAGGACGAGAGCGUGUUGCCAUGGUGGUGCUUAGACUGUGUUUUGAAUGGUCGAAUACCUCCUCGAGAAAAUACCAAGUGCAGCUUUUAUUUACAGCCAUAUGAAGGAACAAGCGUACAAGUCCUAACUCAAGGAAAGCUAAGUGCUCCACGGAUUCUACGGAUACACAAGGUUGUAAACUAUGUUAUUGAAAAAAUGGUGCUUGACAAACCACUAGAAGGCACAGAUGGAGCCUUUGUAUCGGGUGCUGCGGGACAAUUACUUCCGCCUGUUGGGGAUGGCUCUUUCAGAUCGAGCUUGAAGUCAUGGCAAAAGCCCAAGCCUGCUUCGAUUGAGAUUCUCUGUAAUAACCAGCUGCUGAAUCCUGAGAUGAGUUUGGCCACAGUCAGAGCAUACAUCUGGAAAAAGCCAGAGGAUUUGGUACUCAACUACAGAAUGGCACAGAGAUGAAAUCGUGGUACAGCAAUUCCAUUUAAUAUGGAAAAGCUUAAAAGCUUGCUGUUUUUGCAACUUGUGUGGAUUCCAAGCUCUUGUCUGAGGCUUCUCUCAGUAGGGAAUGUAUCAUAACACUGUAAUUAUCUUCCAUGGACAAUGUUGAUCUCACUGAAUUAUUCAUUGUACAUGUCGUUAGAUCCAUGGAACCUGCAUUGCUCUAGGAUUUCUUGUGGGGAAGAGAAAGAACUGUAAUGCGUUUUAUGGGAGGCUCCAGAAGCAUUACCACGAGAGUUUUCAUGGCUACUUGGAUUGUUGAACAGGCAUGGCAAAGUGCCUUGAGUGGUGGCAAGGAUUUCUAAAAGAUGCGUCAGGCUGUCCUGGUGAAAGUGUAUCAUGGGCGCAUCUGAAGAGAAUGUGAGUGCAUUGCUAUGAACGCAGAAAAAGCUUGACUGGGAGCGUUGCCUUCAACAUAUCUGUUUCUGCCCCUUAGAAGGGCUUGGGCUAAUUUUGUGGUUGGAAUGUGAAAGACAAAUCAUGACAUCCAUAUUGGAAUAAACGAAGCUGUGAGCGUAAAGCAAUUUCAUUUCGCAUUUGUAUAA